UAAAGAAAACUCCCCAGACUUCUCCGGAUUUCUGAGCUCCUCCGAUAGGAAACUACUUCUCCGGUCGCCGACGGCUUCGCAGUGCCCUCAGGGUUUUAGUUCGAAGAUCUCAAAAACCCUGUCGUUUAGUAGUCUACCGUCUGCUCUAGUUGAGACAAUAGUCUUCCUCUUCCUCACCGGGGGCCUGUGGGGCUCCAUCCUCCGGUGUUCAUUCUCCCCGCUGCUGCCCACUUUGCGACGGGCGCCGUUCCAGAUUCAGUAGAUUUAGUCCUUCUUCCCAAGUUCGCCUUAGUUGAAGGAUAAUGAUUUUAGAAAUGCUGAGACGCGGAAGUAGAGUACUGAAGCAAUCAAACCCUGGCCAAACUGUUACAUUUCGUAAAAUUGUUUUCUUGCUAAUGCUAUUAUCUAUAGCGUUGGUGCUGGUCUUUCGGAACAGCAGUGAAAAGUCAAGCACGGUGUCUGGCAUAUCAUUGAAGAAAUGGGAUAGUUUUAAUUCUUUGGUCCACUUAGAUCCCACUGUUGAGUUCCGAAAUGGGACAGAUUUGAUUUCACAAAUACCUGACUCACCCGGGGGAGUGCUCUUUCUGGCUCAUGGUUGUAAUGGCAGAGCUGCAAAUUUCUGGGAUAAAUCUCCCAAGUGCAAGAACUGUGUUGGUUUACCUGAAGAAAGGCUUGUGGUUCUUCAUGCUUUGGCAAGAAAAUUUGCUGUUCUUGCUGUAUCCAGUACUAGAAGAUGUUGGACUUUGGGGGAUGAACUAUUGAAAGUUAAGGAUAUUGUCAAGUGGUGGAUAGCGAAAGAAAAGCUUGAAAAACUGCCUCUUGUAGCUCUUGGUGCAUCCUCUGGGGGACACUUUGUUUCUCUGCUUGCCACUAAGUUAAAUUUCAGCAGCAUUGCUCUAAUGAUUGCAGAAGGGAUGUUUGGGCAAAUGGACAUUUCUGCCAGUUAUCCACCAACACUUUUUGUCCACAUGCCCAAAGAUGAAGAGAGGAAGCAAAGGAUCGAUAACUACCUAGUCGUUCUCAAGGAUAAAGGCAUCGAUGUUGCAGAGAUUAAAUGCAUGGAGUUUCCACUGUCUCCCAGUUACUUCUCUGAUGUGAUCCCAGGCAUUGAUCGGUCCAUUUCAGUGAAGUUGUUCAACUUGUUCAAGGAAAAAGGUUUUAUUGACAAGAAUGGCUAUAUGACAAAAGAUGGACGUGCAAUACGCUGGAAAGCAGCUCUUCAAGAGAGAGAUAUUACUUUGCCUGAUAAAUCCUUGUUCCACCACAUUCAGGAGGAAAUGAAUCUUGCAUAUGCAAAACAUGAAAUGACCAGCUUGCAGUCUGAGGAAAUUUUGGAUUGGUUUGAAUCUCAUAUGAGCUGAUCAGGAUUCUAAGUUCUCUUCCUCUUCUGCCUCACGUUCAAUAGAUUGGGGAGAAUGAAGUAAAGUAGAUAGUGACAUCUGUAAAAUCUGAUAGUGAAAAACAGUUGACAGGAAGGAAUUAACUUCCAUGAUCGGAUCAAGUUUCCAUGUCUGAUGCAUCUAGCUUCUAGGUGGACAUAUCUUUAAGCGGUAGUUUACUCGUGUAUGAGCUGGUAUGACUACUUAAUCUCAUUAAUUUUAGACGAGACAUCAAAAGGUUGUUGUCCUGACUUACUUUAAAAUCUUGAUUCACAGUUUAUGUUGCUUCCA
Messenger RNA from Coffea eugenioides, 1670 nucleotides. RefSeq lists its product as uncharacterized. The record is from RefSeq and is a predicted model, not a curated record. NCBI's taxonomy places the organism in Eukaryota, Viridiplantae, Streptophyta, Magnoliopsida, Gentianales, Rubiaceae. The transcript is spliced from 2 exons. The coding region runs from base 303 to 1361 and encodes 352 amino acids.